Macrobrachium nipponense is the source of this 4656-nucleotide messenger RNA. Its product is annotated as TBC1 domain family member 13-like. Lineage: Eukaryota; Metazoa; Arthropoda; Malacostraca; Decapoda; Palaemonidae. Gene Ontology annotation, biological process: intracellular protein transport; activation of GTPase activity. The record is from RefSeq and is a predicted model, not a curated record. Gene Ontology annotation, molecular function: GTPase activator activity.
AUGGUUGACACUUCUUUUGUCACAAGAGUUUGAUCUCCCUGAUGUCAUCCGUGUAUGGGAUUCCUUGUUUGCAGACUCCAAUCGUUUUAGCUAUCUCAUCCAAGUGUGCACAGCAAUGCUAGUGUUGCAGAGAGAUGUAAUGCUAGAGAAUGACUUUGCUUCUAACAUGAAGCUGCUUCAGCGUUAUCCUCCAGUGGAUGUCCAAGUACUUCUCAGUAAAGCCACAGAACUUGUAGAAGUAACUGGCACAGAAUCAUCUAGCUGACCCAAGGAUUAUGAAGAAGAGAGUGAUGCUGUUGUUGAUUAGUUCAUAAGGGUCAGUUUCUUGUUUCAAUAGAAAUUUAUACAUUGUUUAUCUCUUCUGCCAUUUUCCUGAUAAGGUUUUUAACCAUUUUGAUACACUUUCAUAUGAGAAGUAGCUUUUGUUUGAUUUGCUAAGAACUAAUAAUAAGAAAUUUUAAAAAUCUGUAUCUUAGAGGUUACUAUCAGAUUUUGUGGUGUUAGCCCACACUUUUAUCAGACAGUAUAUUACAAGUUGUGCCACAGCUCUGGUAUUAACCUUCUUGAACUAGAUUUUGCUCAUUUUUCUGAAGGGUUGAGCAUCCAAAUAGUACUAUAAGGGAUUAUGGCUAUCCCCUAUAUAUACUGCAUAGUUUGACCUUUUCAUAUAUUUGAUGUUGAUUUCAUUACUUGCCUGGUGAAGGGAUGGUUGAUUGCAUCUUUUGUUAUAUUUCAAUCCGAUCCUUAUGAAAGCUCAAAUAGUUAUUGCCUAAGGAGUAUGUUUUCCUCUAUAUUAUUUUGUAGGGAACUUGGAUAUUUAGACAUUGGUGAGAUUUUAUGAGGGUAAUAUGCCUUAAUUAAUACGUAGUAUGUAUUUUAAACAUACUGGAAAUGUCAGUAUUUGUGGGAUUACAUUAGUAAAUUUCACCUUUUAUAUCAAGAGUAUAUAUAUAUAGGGUUAAUGUAGGUUUAUAAUAACAGAUUUAACACAGAACACUUAAAAAUAUGGAAAUUAAAAACCAAAAAAUCAAUGAAGACAUUCUAUGAUAUGCUGCCUUACCCAAAUUGCUUAUCACAAUAAAGUCUGUAUCAUCACACACAUUUUCCACAGGUAGUGUAUCUAAUGAAUGUCAUGUUCAUGUAACAAUAACAUUAACAAAACAAAUACCAGACUAACUAAAAAUAGACUGUUCUGCACAGUACAUUUUCUAACAAACAUGUUUUCAUUAGGAAAAUAACUGUAAGAUUAGUCAUUGCAAGUGAGGGGCAGUAUUUUAUUAUACACUAACUCACUUGUCUGUUUAAAAUUUAGUGUAAGAAUUGAAUGAAUGGCUAUCAAAGUCAUUUGGCAAGCAUAUCCCUGACAGCUCUACAUUACAGUAAGGGAUGUAGAAAAACCAAUAGUGCUUUAAUGAAAUUGUAUAAAAUUCAUUUUACCAGUUAUUUUACCAGUUCCAGUGACAGUUCAUCCUCAACAUUUUUUUUUUUCCAAAAUUCAUUUUCAUAAUUAUAUCCUAAUCAAGAACAACUUACAUUGUACUACCCAGCUUGUUUCAUAUAUGAUUUCAGUUUAUCUUUGGCUUGCGUGAUGUCUUAUGGGGCCAUCUUUAGUACAUCAUAGUCUGCAAUGACUUGGGAGCAAAACCAGCCCUAAUAGAGAUUAUCCAAGAUCUUGAGCUUGGUUUUCAGGUGCAAGACAUUUUUCGCCACAGAGUAGGCAACAGUGCCAUCAGCACACAUACUAACGCACAAACAGGAAGUCUAGUAGUGUAAGGAACACUAAUGUAAGCUAGAACUUGCAUAGCAAUAAAGUUAAUGGUGUACACUUCAACCAGAAGGAGAGCCACAGAACUGAAUGCUGUUCAGCUAGCCUCCACAUUCACCAAAGUCACUUAACCAACCUUUCCCUCCCCCUAAUAUCAAUAAGCUAAUCAGCACACAUUCUCAUUAAGCAAAUCAGCAUACUUAGUGCUCAGUGAAUUUGCCUGCCUGAGCAGAGAUAUUUUCCCUGCCACUGCAGAGUAUUUGAUCUUUGCUCUUAACAUAUGAUUUUAUCUGCACUUAUGCCAUUUUGUGUUGAUAAUUACAUAUACCCUCCCAUUUUCACAAUUAAACUGCUGACAAGUGAAUAUUGUGGAUCUUGAAAAAGUGAAUGAAGGUGUUUCCACUGCUAGAAUAAUGAUUCACAACUUCAAAAAUGAUAAUAGGGUCAUUUCUGUUUUAAAUUUGGAUUAGGUACCUACAAAACUCAAAUUUAAUUUAUUUUCAUGAAGGAAUAGUUGUAAUGACCCCAGAAAUCUGUAACCAUUAAUUGCAUGAACAGAUUUCUGAGUUGCUAAUAUCCACUAUUGAUAAUAUUUAAUGAAAUUUUAAUAAUGCUUAUGUACUUACUAGUUUGGUGUAGUUAUAUUUUUUUUGUAUUGUAUUUAUAAGUUGUAAAUUUUUUACCUAUUAGUGUAUGAGAUGUUUAAUAUCAUUUGUCUGUUCCUUAGAGGUAUAGGACUUUCUCACUACAACUUUGAUGAAAAUAAUUUAAACAGGAUUUGGUAUGUAAAGUGCCUGAUGUAAUUGUAAUUAUGUAAUACUGUAGAAUUAAGGACUGAAAUAGGCACAUGUGAGAAUGCUUAAUUUUGUAAUUUUGAUAUUUUAGUUUAAUAUAAAGUACAGCCUGUACCAGUAAGAAAACAGAUGAAAAACUGAUAAAUAUUAAAGGGCCAAUGAAAACCCAUCUCUGAAACAACAGCCUUUGGAAAAUAAUGUGCAAGUGGGUACAUCCUGUCAGCUGAUAUGUUACGGGCUGCUGAAAAGCAAGAGCCUGUGCCAGCACAAGGCUGGCUUAAUCUUACUACUACUACAGCUGAUGAUAGACUGGCAAAGUGAAUGUGAAAAGAUCAUAGAGUAUACAGUUAGUGAUUAUAAUGAAUCUGUGAACUUGGACACAGCACAGGAAAAAUUGGUAGAAGUGUGAAUAUUUUGCUAGGAUGAUGUGGGUUAGGUUGGAAUUCAAUCAGUAAUUACACUUAACAUAAGUGUGUUAAAUACUCAUUUCACAUCAAACUGACAAAAGGAAAGUUCUUGACAAAAAAUGAUUAUGCAGUAAUUCGGUAACUACUGUUAUAUGACUCAUACCAUUAGUAUACCUUCAUCUUAGCUUAAUCCCUAGUUGAGGGUAUGAGUUUUUAAAUGAGCCUGUCAGCUGCCUCUGUCAUGAAUGCCUAUUUUCUUAAGUUGUUUCAGCAAAUGUUUUACAGUCAAAUGCCUUUUUACUCAAACCCUCCCAAUUUAUCUGGGCUUGGGAAAACUAAGAAUAGCAGUGCAGAAAUUUAAACUUGCAGUGCAAAACUCUUCCAUCUACCUUCAUAAUAUAUGAAAACUAAUUUUCUUCUAUUUUUAGUAUAACAAAUCAAAUAAAAUAAGACUUGAGAACAUAGAUGGAGAAUUGAUCCAAUUUGUCUAUGCUAUUAUUCCUUGACUUGGUCAUAUCCAUGAUAGAUAGGAAGAUAGAAAUGAAUAGGUGAUUUGGUUAUUAUUAGGUACUGUAUGUGUGUAGCACUCUGUCAUGUUUGAUCAGUCUGUAGUAAACAGAUGUCUCUAAACAUCCAGAGGUAAUUUUUAGAGUAGUCUUCUUUCUUUUCGAUUUUACUUGAUACAGUUUUUGUUGUAAAUUAUUAAAGAAUAUUCAGUAUUUUUAUAUACAAAACUUAUCACUAUACAUUUUCCUCUUCCAAUAGGCCAUGUCCCAUAUAUAUAUUAUUACUUUUUAUUGAGAAUAUCCACAUCCUAUUUCUUAUGAUUAGAAUACAUUUCUUGCCUGCAAAAAGUAAAAAAGUUAGAAGUUGGCAAUUGGAACAAGAGUCUCAUACAUUGACUGCAGCGUUUGUAAACCAGGAGUUUUGGCCAAUGGUUUACCCCCAAACAAAUGCUAUUAAAGCAGUGAUAAAAAGUAAAAUGUUUUUUACUGUAAAGCAUAUGUAAAACGAGGAUUAUUUUGAAAUUAGUCUUCAGUAUAACUAUCUACAGCACAGUACUGUAAUCCUAGUAUUAUGCAGUGUACUUUACUAUUGCCCGGAAAUUUAACUAAAGAAACUUAUAAGGAUAAACAGUAUCGUAAGUGACAAAAGUUUGUGACUGGCAUUUGGUAUAGGACUGAAUACUUCAUUAUUAUUUUUAUCUUAUUUGUUUAUUAUUAAUGCACAUCUUAUUAAGGUAAUGGUUAUUCCAGUGAAUACUUUAUUCAUUUUUUAUCCCAAAUGCUAUUAAUGCUGAUUUUUUAUGUAAAAUUAUGGUUGUUUUGGUGAAUCAUAGCCCUCAUCCUUUUAUAGGAGUAUUUCAUCAAGAGAAAACUUUACUCUGUUUCAAACCUAGGAAGUUAUCAUUCAUGUUUUUAAUGCUUUAAAUUGUUAAAAUUGAGUUAUUAACAUUAUCAAUUAAUUGUUGUUAAUGUACAUCUAUUUUUUCCAAAUUUUAUCAGAAAUACUUUAGAGUUUAUUGGAAGUUAACGUAAUUGUUUUUAUUUUUAGAUCUCUUUUCAGAACCUUUACAACAGCCCACCUUUAUUCAUUAACAAGUAUAGUGUAUGAAAGGCAUUUUCUUCUUUUAUUUGCUGCGAAACUAACUGGUUGGUUCUUUCUUUUUUAUCAUUUCCCAUUGCAUCUU